CUUGUUUCUCGACUCAGUCUCGUCUCUCUCUCUCCACAUUCUACGGUAAGCCCUGCUCUAGAUCUCUCUUUCCCCUUCCAUCUUCUUCCUUUUUCCCAAUCUUUCUCUGAGCUUCAUCGCUUCGAAAAUCCUCUAUUUUCAUCGCUCCAUUCGGCGUUCGGUGUUCGACUCUAGCUUGGACUUCCGUUCGGCUCCAUCUCCAUUUUUUUUUUGAAGAAAAAUUCAGAUCUCCACUUUCUCACAUUGCAGUAGCCGAUUUCUUGGGUGUGAUUCUGUGAGUUAGAAGAUGGCAGCAAAAUACAUAGUAGGUUCCUUACUUGGAGCAACUGCUUUGGCAUAUAUUUCUGACCAUCUUAUUGCUGACAAGAAAAUAUUUGGAGGAACAACCCCAAGUACUGUUUCAAACCGCGAGUGGUGGGAAGAAACUGACAAGAAAUUCCAAGCAUGGCCUCGUACAGCCGGUCCACCUGUGGUCAUGAACCCCAUCAGUCGCCAGAAUUUCAUCGUCAAAGCUCGCUCUGAAGCUUAAAUGUUACUUUGGUUGUCAAUUUUUACACUUUUGAUUGGAUCUAACAUUUUGAAUGGGGGAACUUUAAGGAUUUCUUGUUUGUUGUUCUGAUAGAUAUAAGCAUAUUCUCAUUUCCUGUUUAAGUUGCAUCAUUGGCUUGUUAUGUUGAUGGUGUUAGGAUGUUGAUUCUAAAUAAAUCAGUGAAAAAAGAAACUUCCCUUCAUUGUUCUUAUUUACUUUGAUUUAUAAGAUCACCAAGCUCUCCAUA
Messenger RNA from Benincasa hispida (wax gourd), 776 nucleotides. RefSeq lists its product as uncharacterized. The record is from RefSeq and is a predicted model, not a curated record. Lineage: Eukaryota; Viridiplantae; Streptophyta; Magnoliopsida; Cucurbitales; Cucurbitaceae.